This is a messenger RNA of Saccharomyces eubayanus, 834 nucleotides long. RefSeq names its product tRNA maturation protein LHP1 (gene LHP1). Lineage: Eukaryota; Fungi; Ascomycota; Saccharomycetes; Saccharomycetales; Saccharomycetaceae. The record is from RefSeq and is a predicted model, not a curated record. Gene Ontology annotation, molecular function: mRNA binding. The transcript has a single exon. Gene Ontology annotation, biological process: RNA processing. The coding region runs from base 1 to 834 and encodes 277 amino acids. Gene Ontology annotation, cellular component: nucleus.
AUGUCUGAACAACCACAACAAGAACAACCGGAGGGACCACAAUCGAGACGCAAUUCAUUCGCCGUAAUUGAAUUUACACCAGAAGUCUUGGACCAAUGUUUGAAGCAAGUGGAAUUCUACUUCUCAGAGUUUAACUUCCCUUACGACAGGUUCUUACGUACUACUGCGGAGAAAAACGAUGGCUGGGUUCCCAUCAGUACCAUUGCCACAUUCAACCGUAUGAAGAAAUAUAGACCAGUGGAUAAAGUGAUCGAAGUACUACGCAGUUCCGAGAUCUUGGAGGUUUCUGCUGACGGAGAAAACGUAAAGAGGCGUGUUCCAUUGGAUUUGACUGCUGCUAGGAAUGCAAGAAUCGAGCAAAACCAAAGAACUUUGGCUGUGAUGAAUUUGCCACAUGAAGACGUUGAAGCUUCACAGAUUCCUGAGUUACAAGAAAACCUGGAAACGUUUUUCCAGAAACUGGGCGAAAUCAACCAAGUGCGUUUGAGAAGAGAUCACAAGAACAAAAAAUUCAACGGUACGGUUUUGGUGGAGUUCAAAACAAUCCCAGAAUGUGAAACUUUUUUGAAAUCAUACUCCAACGACGAUGAGUCAAACGAAAUCUUGUCAUAUGAAGGUAAGAAACUAAGUGUUUUGACCAAGAAACAGUUUGACCUGCAAAGAGAAGCUUCCAAAUCUAAAAACUUCAGCGGUAGAUCAAGAUCGUUCAACAGUCAUAGAAAGAAAAACUUGCCCAAAUUCUCCAAGAACAAGAAGAAGGAUGACGACAAGGACGACAAGGAGGACUCUUCCGCCAUCGCCGAUGAAGAGGAAGAUCAUAACGAGAAAUCCUAA